Trypanosoma cruzi is the source of this 606-nucleotide messenger RNA. RefSeq lists its product as uncharacterized. NCBI's taxonomy places the organism in Eukaryota, Euglenozoa, Kinetoplastea, Trypanosomatida, Trypanosomatidae. The transcript has a single exon. The record is from RefSeq and is a predicted model, not a curated record. Bases 1 to 606 code for a protein of 201 amino acids.
AUGGAUGCAAAUACCACCGAGAAGGUGGAAAAGAAGAGGCAGGAAUUCCUUUCAAAGGAUGCCAUUGAGGAGAUGCGCAAUUUUUCAGAUCAGACGGGUUCUCGUGUGCGCCAUGGGCUUCUUCCUCGCGAUUAUCACCAGACAGUCGAUAAGGCGCACGAGGAGAAGAUGCAUGCGUACAUCUCACCACGACGAACAUGGCGACAAAAUGUGUACGUUUUGCGCAACUUUGAGUACUGGAGACUCCGAGCGGAAUAUUACCCGUAUAUUGAGCGUAGCGAUAAGUACAGCGACAACUUUUUUAUCCGCGGGAUAUCGUGCCAUCCAAGGCUUAGCGACUACCCAGGAUGUCGGACCGUGAUUCAAGACUACUUUAUUUGCCGUGACAAAAAUAAGGUGAUGCAGUUAUUUAAUAUGUGUGCACCACUGAAGGAGCAGUUUUGUGCCUGUAUUAAUGAAGUAUUUAUCAAGAAUCAUGAACGUGGUGACAAGAAGUUCAAUGCAAACCGAAAGGAAUACUUUGAGAACCAGCGGGAAAGGCGUUUCUCCAAGAUGCUUUUGCAAGCUGAGGAGUCCGCAGAUCAACGAAAAAAACUACAGGACUAA